CUGCCUCACGUGGUGCUGAUAGACUGACAGCUGUCCUCACACCCGUCUGUCUGUCCUGUCACGGUCCCUCAUCCUAUCGCGAUACAGUAUUGCUCCAUCCGUCCUGUGUAUGACUGUAUAAUGAAUACAGCUCAACAGCAUGCAUCUUUGAAUCCUCAUCAAGACGGUCAACACUAGUCUACUGCCCCCCAUCUGCAGUCUUCUCACCUGUGUCGUUCUUCACUGCUCAGCUUGAAUGGGAACUGCUCUGGAAAUAGAUGUGCUUCGGGGGUUUCAACCCUCACCACAAAACCAUCCAUAUGAGACAGAAGCAAAUUCUGAAAUCCUAGCGUUGCUGCCUUUGCUGUUAGAAGGUAAUUAUGAGGGUAUUGUGCUGAGUCCAUUGAUGCAAGAGAUUUUUGGUACUUCAGAACCAGGAGAAAAACUUGAGUUGUAUCUAGACAGACAGAUUGCUGCCUUCUUGGACUCCCCUGCAGAGCUGAACAAUGACAGACAACUACUGGUGUUUCUUUUGGGAGUAAGCUGCCUGCACCUCUUUGUACAGAGCAAUUGGACUGGACCACCUGUGCUUUCAGAACCUCAAGAUGUUUUGCACUCCUUUUUGCUCAAGCACUUUACAGAGGGCAAAGCUCUGAGGGCUACGAUUCUGGACACGCUUGUUCUUGAUGGAGAAUCAGUCUACAGCUUGACAGCCAAUCCAAUUUUCUUACUUCUGGCCAGAGUAAUCCUUGUGAACCUCAGGAACAAACUCACAGCAUUCCAGGUGUUACCUUGGUGGACCCUAAGAUGUGUGAACAUUCACCAAAAGCUUUUGGCGGAGCGUUCUCCUGAAUUGUUCUCUGUUGCACAAACCAUUAUUGAAGGAGUUCCAAAGAUUGAAGAUCUGUUAUUGGAAAAAGGAGCUCAAGACCUGCUUGUACAGCUUCAUCUUGAAUGUGGAUAUGUGUGUCUCUAUUUCUAUGACUACAAUAGAGCGAAGGAACAUCUUAAUCGAGCAAGAAACGUGGCUAAGCUUCAAGUUAAUGUAACUGGUGCUUUGGGAAAACGGACACGGUUUCAGGAAAACGACUUGGCUCAACUUGUCAUAGAUGUGCAAAGGGAAGAAGAUUCCUUCUUACGCAAUGGACUGACGCCCGCUCCAACCCCUGUAGAGAACUUGCCUAAGAAUCAUGACUUACAGGAUGACACGGUUCUUAAUAAAAUCAAGCUAGCAGAUCCCGAUCAAUUCCAGAUGCCUGAUUUGUGUGCAGAAGAGCAGGCUCUUAUUCUUGGGAUUUGCAUUGAUUUUCAGAAGAAUAACCCAUCACACAAGUUAACGGAAGAAGAACUGCUAGCCUUUACAUCAUGUUUGCUUUCGCAACCCAAAUUUUGGGCCAUCCAGACAUCUGCAUUGAUUUUGAGGACCAAAUUAGAGAAGGGAAGUUCUCGGCGUGUGGAGCGAGCUAUGAUGCAGACACAGACUUUAGCCGACCAGUUUGAAGAAAAGAGCCCUCCAGUCAUUGAGCGUAUGAAGGUCUUCUAUUGCUCUCAGAUGCCUCCAAUAUGGGAUAUUCAACGUCAGCUUGCAAGCUUACUAUUCGACCUGGGAUGCACCAGUUCUGCUCUGCAAAUUUUUGAAAAGCUGGAGAUGUGGGAAGAUGUUGUUAUCUGUUAUGAACGAAGUGGACAACAUGGAAAGGCUGAGCAAAUUCUGAGACAGGAAUUAGAGAAAGAGGAGACACCAAAUCUUUAUUGCCUACUUGGAGAUGUUCUGCGGGACCAUCAGUAUUAUGAUAGAGCAUGGGAGCUAUCCAAACAUCGCAGUGCUCGUUCACAACGUUCCAAAGGUCUUCUUCAUUUACGGAAUCGCGAGUUCCAGCAAUGUAUAGAAUGCUUUGAAAAAUCUCUGACGAUAAAUCCAAUGCAGCUUGGGGUGUGGUUUUCGCUGGGCUGUGCCUAUAUCACCAUACAAGGAUAUGAAGGGGCUGCAAGGGCUUUUCAGCGUUGUGUCACCCUGGAGCCAGAUAAUGCUGAAGCCUGGAACAAUUUGUCAUCUGCAUACAUAAGAUUGAGGCAGAAGCACAAAGCAUUCCGAACACUUCAAGAAGCUAUCAAGUGCAACUUUGAGCACUGGCAGAUAUGGGAGAAUUUUCUAUUAACCAGCACAGAUGUGGGAGAAUUUACGGAAGCUGUUAAAGCUUACCACAGACUAAUGGACCUUCGAGACAAAUAUAAAGAUGUGCAGGUCCUGAAGAUCUUGGUUAGAGCAGUGGUGGAAGGAAUUGAGGAUCGUAAAGGAGAGUCCACAAGUACCCUGAAGACUAAGUUACAAGAACUGUUUGGGAGAAUAACAGCACGAGAUUCUAGUGAUGCUGAAAUUUGGAAAGGAUAUGCCAUGUUGUAUGGAAAUGGGGAAAGUGAAAAAGCUGAAGAGAAUGAAAAGGCUUUACAGUUUCUCACAAAGGCUCAUAAAUGUGAUACUCAGAAGAGCGGCUGGGAAAAUGACAUUUCAUCAUUCAAGGAAAUAAUAAAAGGGGCAGUUGUCCUUGCCCAUGUGGCAAUUAAAUGCAGCAAAAACAAGUGUAACCCACAGGAAGCUGUCCAGAUGUUGUCCUCAGCUCGUCUUAAUCUGCGGGGCCUGUCCUCUAAAGCAAAGCAACUUUUCACAGAUGUGGCCACUGGUGCGGUAUGUGCAGAACUAGCUGAUGAUGUGAACGCAAUGGACAGUCUUAUCACAGACAUGCAAGAGAGCAGUAACCAGCUGCGGAAUCAAUAUUGAAUGAGAUUCAGGACAAGCAAGCCUAUUGUAUAAUGUUUUCCUUAUAAGAACUUUGGAGUUUCUGCCUCUUAUUCUCACACGGAUCUGUAAUCUGCUUGAGAGUCAUGUGUUUGGCCUAUAUGUAAUGGUUUUGGACACCCUGGAAUAACUACAAUUUUAUUAUUUAUAAAGCACUUAUUCGGGAUUAGUUUUACAUGAGUGCAUCAAGUAAUUGGCCGGGGUCCACAGAAAGAAACUGCUGAUAACUGGGAAAGCUGUAAAUAUCCUUUCUAAUUUACAGGAUAGGUUAACUUUCAGGAUUUAAAGGGUUUGAAACAUAGAGGCACAGAGGGCUAAUAAAGAAUUGUGUUUUUCAUUUA
Hyla sarda is the source of this 3117-nucleotide messenger RNA. RefSeq names its product tetratricopeptide repeat domain 27 (gene TTC27). Gene Ontology annotation, molecular function: protein binding. The record is from RefSeq and is a predicted model, not a curated record. Bases 236 to 2758 code for a protein of 840 amino acids. NCBI's taxonomy places the organism in Eukaryota, Metazoa, Chordata, Amphibia, Anura, Hylidae. The transcript is spliced from 21 exons.